Molecule: messenger RNA, 873 nt
Organism: Cladophialophora psammophila CBS 110553
Lineage: Eukaryota; Fungi; Ascomycota; Eurotiomycetes; Chaetothyriales; Herpotrichiellaceae
Exons: 3
Coding region: 1-873 (290 amino acids)
Biological process (GO): protein folding
Cellular component (GO): endoplasmic reticulum membrane
Source: RefSeq, a predicted model, not a curated record
AUGGGUGGAACACAGUAUGGAAAAUUCCAAGACUUCUGUCGCGAUGCGACACUCCCUAUAUGCAAUAUCCUUGUCACGAACAAUCAACCACCGGGCCUUGCUUAUGGCGGCUGUGUCCUGCGUGGAAUAACACUGAGCAACAACCGCAACCUUGCCAAUCUGGGGUCGAUACUACUCUGCGGUAUUGCCAUCGUCGUCACUCUGUUUCUGCUAUGGCGCGCAGAGAGGAAGGCUGCUGCCGUCGGCCGCAGGGAAAUGCAGAUGUUUCUGGUCGGAUACCUGAUCAUUGAAAUCUGCGAAAUAUUCACAGUCGGCGGAUUUCCAUUGAACAACGAUGUGCGCAAAGGUUUCACGGCCGUCCAUCUGGCCGCCAUCGUGGCUACCAUGUGGAUCUUGCUCAUGAACGCCGUAGUCGGCUACCAAUUAGUAGACGACGGCACGCCCUUGUCAAUGGGACUCAUCGGCUUCAGCUCCCUGGCAUUGUUCAUUGGGACCGGCUACAUUGCACUGGACACGGCCUUUUCUUGGACCGGCUUUUGGGAUGACUCGUUACACCCACCACAUCUGAACUACGCCCUCUACACGCUGUAUCAGCUGGCGCCCCUGGUCUUCAUGUUCUUGUUCUUUGUGCUCGAGUCAAUUCUGGUUCUUAAGAUUCUCGGCGAAACGAAACCAAUGCUUUAUUUGGUCGCCGCUGCUCUGCUCUUCGCCAUUGGCCAGGUCUUCAUGUAUGUGAUAUCAAAGCACAUAUGUGAAGGUACGGAUGGCGACAUCAAUGGCACCCUCUUCGAGACCCUCUUCACUCUCCUCAGUGUCGUGGCGGUCUUUGUCUUCUGGUCAUCAAUCACUGAGGACGACUGGCCGAUUCAGUGA